GCCGCUGCCUCCUCCUCCUCCUUCGGUCGUCCUCGCCUCUGAUUGGCUGCCCUUUGCGGGUUGAGGAGCUCCACAGCGCCUCUCACUGCUCCGGGACGUCGUGGCGCAGAGAGCAAUCGCAGCCUGGCCGCCGAGCGGAGCAGUGAUCCGGGGUCGGAGAGAGGGCGGAUGAUGUGAUCGGAUGCGGGCGGCUACAGCUUAGGGGCGGACUGGCUCUUAAAAGACGCUCCGUGACCGUGGGUACUGCUCACUUGUGUCGUGUCGUCGUGGGGGUGGAAGACAACUGAAGCCCCCCCCCCCCCCCCCCACACCCCUUGUGGAGGCUGAGCUAAGCGGUCUACCAUUGCAGUGUGCAUCCAGUCAGCCAUGAUGUCUGUGCAAACCCCACCCCUCUCUCGCUCAGGCUCCUCCCCCUCCAAUGUGGGUCUGUCCAACCGCAGCGGCCCCUCUGCCACCCCUCCCACUUCACUCAGCCUGCGCUCCUCAUACAAUCAACUGCUCGGGCGUGAUGUCAUCAAGGAGUCCGUCAACACAGAGAGUGGAGGUUCCGCCACCUUGCCCAAGAGCCGUCAGAGACACACGAUGACGAGCGUGCGCAGCGUCAUGGGGAUAAGCGAUAACCUGUCAUCAAAGAAUCAACCUGCUAGCAGAGGAAGGGGCCUCCCCACUAAGUCCUCUUCCAGUUCAGCCCUCUACUCCUCGUCCUCCUCAUCUUCAGUCUUCAAUACGACCAACCCAAAACUGGCCAAGAAUGGAGCCAACCUGCAGAGACGUGCGGAGAGUCAGCAGCAGGAGCUGAGCAAGAUCCAUAAUGAUCCCAUGGAUAACUCCAAUUCUGACUGGCUCGAGUUUGAGAAAGAUAACUCGCAGCUUCCUCCAUUCCGAAGGAGAACAAAGAGCUUCCUGGAGUACCACGACAAAGGCUGGGACCUGAGCUGGGCAAACAAGGAGAACAAGGAGGAGAAGAAACAGCAGCAGUCUUCCCCAGAGAAAGAACAGGCCAGCCCGGUCAAGGAGAGAGAGAGCCAGAAGGAAGAGAAGCCCAGCAGCAAGGAAGAGGCGGUGCCAGUGGUGGAAGAAGAGGAAGAGGAUGAAGACCCAACACCAACUGCAAGACAGCCUCUCUUACCUGUAGUGGUCGAAGCCCCACUUUGCUCCUCCUCCUCUUCGUCUACCAACAGCCCAGAGUGGGCGGCAGACAAACACCUCCAGAACCAGGCUACAUCCCAGAUCCAAGAAGAGCACUGCCUCCAGUUGCUGGGAAGUCCGAGAAGUCCCGCAAAGCCUCCUCGGAGCUCCCAGCCCAGGGUGAUCAAGGUGGAGCUGCACCCCAACAAUGAGAACCAGUUUUUGCAACAGUACCCACCGUCCUCCCCUAAGCAGACCAGGUCCAGUGAGAGGAACACCCCAACAAGGAACCGGGGUCUCCCUCCUAUCAUGCCAGAUCCCCAACCAGAGAUGGGUCUCCCAAAAGUGAGCUUAAGAAUGGAUCUGACUCCUGAUACGCCAUCGGAGGAUGAAGACUCCAGCUGGACCACUCUGUCCCAGGAGUCACCCUCACCUCAAAGUCCACAAGAGACAGAUGUUUGGGGUGAGGGGGACCUGCCCCCAGGUUGGAGGGAAAUCUCCGACUCAUCAGAGGUCUAUUUCUGGCACAUACCCACCGGUACCACUCAGUACCACCGACCUGUUGCCGCCGGCAACCAGCCCACGUGUGCCAUCGAGGAGCCUGAUGCGGAGAACAAACCACAACAGGAGACGCACGACACGCUUAAACCACCCAACGAGCGUCCCAGCAGUCUCAUCUCAGACAGCUCGGUUGAGCCUGUCCCCUCCCCUUCUGGCUCCUCCCCCUCCUCCCUCUCCUCCACCCCCUCCAAUGAUGUCAUCUCUUCUGCACUGAAUCUCAACAGCACCACCUGCACCGUCAAUGAGCUGAAGGACUAUCCAAUCUAUCCUGACCCCAGCCUGAAGGCAUUUGAAGGGGCCACCCUUCGCUAUGCUUCACUCAAACUCAACCCUGCGGCGCCUUUGGAGACCGUGGACCUCAACAACACCUUCCCUAAUGCAGAAGCAAUGUCGUUCCCAGUGCGAUCCUUGGGCUGGGUGGAGAUGGCCGAACAAGACCUGUGUGAGGGGAGGAGCAGUGUGGCUGUCCAUCACUGUAUAAGACAACUGUCCUACUGCAGGAGAGACAUUCGAGACUUGGCUGGUGUAUGGGGAGAGGGUAAAGGGAUGCUGCUGGUGCUUCAGGACCGCAUGUUGACUCUAGUUGACCCAGAUGAUCGAAGUCUCCUCCAUUCUCAGCCAAUCAGCAGCAUCCGUGUGUGGGGAGUCGGCCGGGACCAUGACAGGGACUUUGCCUACGUGGCGAGGGACAAGAACACACGGGUGCUGAAGUGUCACGUGUUCCGAUGUGAUACGCCCGCCGCAGCCAUCGCCACAAGUCUCCACGAAAUCUGCUCCAAGAUUAUGGCUGAAAGGAAAAGUGCCAAGGCUGCAUCUGGCAGCUCCUCCCAGACUGGGUCUGACGUGCCCCUGCAAGAGUUCCCCAUGCCAAAGACCGAGUUGGUGCAGAAGUUCCAUGUGCUGUACCUGGGUAUGACGUCAGUGUCUCGGCCCAUAGGUAUGGACAUCAUAAACGGCGCGAUUGACAGCCUGGUGUCCUCCACCGGCAAGGAGGACUGGACCCCUGUGAUUCUGAGUAUCGCUGACACCACUCUGGCUGUUAUCAAAGAAAAGGAGGAGGAAGAAGAAGUGCUGGUGGAGUGUCGGGUCCGUUUUUUGUCCUUCAUGGGUGUUGGGCGGGACAUCCACACAUUUGCCUUCAUCAUGGAUACUGGAAGCCAGCACUUCCAGUGUCACGUGUUUUGGUGCGACCCCAAUGCAGGAUGUGUGUCUGAAGCUGUGCAGGCAGCAUGUGUGUUGCGGUAUCAGAAGUGUCUGGUGGCGCGGCCGCCCUCGCAACGCGCCGGUUCCUCGUCCUCGCCCGCCGCCGAACCGGUGACCCGCCGAGUGACCACCAGCGUGAAGCGCGGCGUCCAGUCUCUCAUAGACACUCUGAAACCUAAGAAACAGCCGUCAGAACUCCCCCAGCAAUGACCCCCCCACCCCCACCAGUGAGCACAGCACCUCCCAGGCCAAGCCACAGCUUUGCUGCCAUGGUAACCAGUGAUGUACUGUACAUAUAUGUUAGCUCACGCCACAAGGAAAGAAGAAUGAGCGGAAUGGUCAGGGGUGGGUUUUUUUGUUUUUAAUGAAGAUGACAUGGUGUUCACGCGAAAACAAAAACACUGGAAUUGCUCCGGAGGUGCUCUCCUGUUCAUGGGAUCGCUUUCAUCCACGGCGGAGGCACCAAGCGCUCAUGCUGCGUCAUCAGAUGGAACCUUCCAGCAACCCACUAAAUUUGCUGCAUUUAAAUGUCGCAAUCCAUUAGAUGAGAGGGAAGAAAAGCUCUUGGAGAGGAUUGAAGUGAUUGUAAUCAUAAUAAUCAAUGCAAAAGAAUCUGUGUAGGAGGAAGGCACACAAUAUAUGUAGGAAAGCGAGAGCGAUGGCUUUUUGAUUGUGCAUGUCGUCUUGACAGUUUUAUGUUGAUGAGUUCUUGAGAUCCCGAGUAUUAAAGAGUGGUGAACACACAUGAAGUACGGUACUGUAGAUGCUCUCUGCACAAGUCAUCUCGACUUGACCGCAAAUGGAUUCACAUUGGCACAAAAAAUAACCCCUUAAUACUCGUUAUUAUUCCUUGUCAUCGUGUGUCCCAUUCACUCAAAGCCGCAUUUUUAAUCCGUUUUAUAUUAGUCACUGUUUUGCUUUCAUGUGUCGAGUUGACAAGAUAAAGAAUGUCACGUUGCUAAACGUCGACACGUCACUCUGUCCUCAGGAAUCUUUAUGCAUAUACAAAGUAUUUAUAUCAACAGAGGUCAGAUGGGAAGAGCUUAGCUCCCACAAAUAACGUAAAUACACCCACAAACGACAGUGCAUAGCGGUAAAAUGUCCGACGUCACUGCUUUUAAAGGGCCAGCGCGCCAGCACCUGCACUCCACUUGCAAUCUGUCAACGCAGUCUGACCUUACACCAAGCCAACAAUGAAAUGCUGUAUACCAUGUCAGGCUCGGUCAUCACACGUCCACACCAUGUAAAAUGUUAUCUGUUGUGACAAUAAAUGCAUUAACAAUAAAGAAAAAUGAGCGGC
Dunckerocampus dactyliophorus (ringed pipefish) is the source of this 4192-nucleotide messenger RNA. It is a transcript of the gene apbb2a, whose product is annotated as amyloid beta precursor protein binding family B member 2. The record is from RefSeq and is a predicted model, not a curated record. Bases 367 to 3102 code for a protein of 911 amino acids. Gene Ontology annotation, biological process: regulation of DNA-templated transcription. Lineage: Eukaryota; Metazoa; Chordata; Actinopteri; Syngnathiformes; Syngnathidae. The transcript is spliced from 14 exons. Gene Ontology annotation, molecular function: transcription factor binding; amyloid-beta binding. Gene Ontology annotation, cellular component: nucleus; cytoplasm.